Messenger RNA from Heterotrigona itama, 2690 nucleotides. Lineage: Eukaryota; Metazoa; Arthropoda; Insecta; Hymenoptera; Apidae. The record is from the annotation of a GenBank genome assembly.
AUGAAACUAAACUCACAAGUAAAUAAAAUAUUUUGGGGGAAAACAACUAAUCACACUUACAAUACGUACAGUACGUAAUUUGUUUUAAAAUAUAUAUCUUUACAAGAUACAGAAUAACUCUUUAAUUAAAAAGCAAUUUGAUUCUAAUUACCCCAUUAUUUAUUUAACAUUAUGUUAAGCAUAUUAACUUUUUACAUAACACAUUACCUAAUAGUAUCUAACAAGAUAUCUAAAGAUACAUAUGUAUAUAAAAACAUAUAUAACUAACCCUUAAUCUUUUUUUUUGAUAUUUCUAAAUCAAAUCAAAGUAAAAAUAUCAUGCUUUCUUAAUUGAAAACUUAUAGCUUUUUAAAAUGAGGAAUAACACUUUCUUUUCUAUUUUAUUUAUUUUUAUUAACAAUUAUUCUGCGUUGUUCUUUUCAUAAUACUAAUCUAAAGAAUAAAUUGUAAUUUAUUUAUUCAAUUCUUAUUAUUACUUUAUAUUGUAUAAUAUAUUAUAUCACACGUUACUACAUCACUUAAUACUUCUAUGCUUAAAAUUAUUUGUCAGUUAUUCGUAUUUGUUAAAUGUUUUACAUUCAUUACAGUUUCAUUACACCAUCUCUAGAUGUAUGUCAAUUUAAAUAUCUUGGUUACUAAUCCUUUUUCAGGGAUUACUUAAUUAAAUGAAUAUCAUUUGUUCUAAAUCUAUAUAAUUUAAUGAAACUUACAAUAGACGAAUAAUGCAGGUUUCAAUUCUAUUGGAAUAAUUUAAUUAACUGAAUUAACAGAAGAAAAACAAAAAAUUUUGCAAGCAAUUUAACAUACAAAUAGCAAAGGAAAGAAAUUACUUCAAUGUAUUCUCAGAUAUACGCAGUUGUUUGUCACUUUUUCUCUUUAAUUGAUACUUAUUUGAAAGAACAACAUUACGUAAUGUGGAGUGAAGAAAUCUUUUAUUAAUAGAUUCUUUUGGUUUUAUCCAUCCGCUAGGACCCAUUAUUUCUGCCCUUUUUGCUCCAAGCUUUGCUUCUUCUAAUAAUGCCUCAACUGCAAGUCUAAAAAUAAAAUUACGUUAUCUAAAUUAUUUACUGGACAAUAAUAAAUAAUUUUAAAAAUUAUGGGUGAAUAUUAAUUAAUCUUGUACGAGCUUAAAUGUUAGUUUACGAUUUGGAAAAUAUCGUAUUAUUUCUAUCAAAUGUAUAUGUAAACUUGAAGUUAACCUUCGUAUUUCAAGAUAUUUGAUAUAUAAAAAUAUAACGAUUUAAUAUUCGUAUAUUCAGGUAUAAACUGAGGUAUAAACUCACUUGUUUAAUGUUUCAUCGUCCAUUUUAAUAGUAUUUAACAAUUCUUUUUAUUCUCCCACUUAAAACAUAAAACUUUUUCAUUAACUUAUGUUUCUUAUAAGUCGAAUGAAAUUAUUUCUCAAUGAUAAAUUAAUGAUAGAUUUUGUAUAAUUUUUUACUGUAUAUAAAAUAAAUAAAUAGUUAUCAUGUAAAUUACUUAUAUCAAAAAUGAAAUGUUACGUUUUACAUACUUUUGUACUGACAUAAACACGGAUAUGCAUGUAAAUUAAGGUUAUGUUUAUGCCAAGUUAUAUACGAUUACGAACAUCCAUAUUUAUCUAUUUCCACUUGUGAUAUUUAAUUUGCAAUUUUUUCAUAAUCAAGGAGAUACUAGCUAUAAUUUCAAGAAUAUAAUUUAAUAAUAUUAAUAAUUUAUUUUUCAGCAUAUUUUUUAAUACAAUUUCUAAAUUUUAUGUGUAAAUAAUCCUAAAAUUGCUUGUGAUUCUAUUGAAUAUAUAUUAUUCUUUUAGUGUAUAAAGUAAAAUUUGUAGAAAAAUUGAUUUAUUUAAUCAUUUAAUAAUUUACAUCUAAUUUUAUUUUAGGAUAAUGGAAGAUCCUGAAUUGAUUGCACUAAAUAAAUUAAAAGAUGACCUUAUUGCAAAAGCAUAUAGUUUGAUUGAGAAAUUACAAAAGCAGGAUAGUCAGGAACAAGUUGUUACAUUAAAGUUAUUACCAGAAUGUACUGAUAAUAUAGAAGAAAAAUUACAAGAACAAUGUGAACGUAGAGUAUGUGAACUUUCUCGCCAAAUUUCUGGCAUAACAUUUGAAAAUAUAGAUAAAAAAUGGUUACAUGAUAAUAUUUAUAAAUAUACAACUUAUUUGGUAACAAAAACAUUAAAUUUUUAUAUAGACUUGACAGUAAAAUUGGAGGAUGAAAAAGAAUUUGAAAUUUGCGACAUAACAUGUCAUUUUAUAAACAUUGAUAAAUGCUAUAUGUUGGAAAUUGAACCUUGGAUUCAAAAUAUGACAAAAAUGAAAAACUUCUCAUUUCUUACAUCUGCAAUUUCACAAUACAACGAGCAAAGUAUUCUAAGAAACAAGAUACUUGAGAAGAUGGUUGCUGAGAAGUAUGUAAGCUAUAAACAGUGUACGGACGAAAAUGGUGGAAUUUUGAUAGAUGUACAUUCAACUGAAAACAAAAAACAAGUGUAUUUGGUAUUUCAGUGGUCAGUACUGUUUUUGGAACGAUAUUGGCGAAUCGAACAUCAUUUUAUUAUAAAUCCUGAAGAAAUAGGAAUACCAUUUGCAGAAGAAAAUCAAACUUUGUUAAUGAAAUUUUGUGAACCAAAUCUUACAAAAGAGAAUCUUAUUGAUCUAUGGAACAAUUUGUGCCUUGCUAUUGACGUAUACGAAGAUAAAAAUCAUUAG